Effrenium voratum is the source of this 1412-nucleotide messenger RNA. The record is from the annotation of a GenBank genome assembly. Lineage: Eukaryota; Dinophyceae; Suessiales; Symbiodiniaceae.
GACACUGCUGAGCUAUCCACGGCUGUCGCACAUGGCUGAGACCUGGGCAUAGGCUCGACUAUCAGGUAUGGGGGCGCCGCUCAGCCGGAACAUGUGCUGCUCCAUCCGGGAGAAGGACGGCAAGGGGAAGCCCUUAGGCAUGGAAGCGCCGCAGUUCAACUGCAGCGAAGUGGAGCUUCCGCUGGCAGAGCCGCGGUUCGUGGCCUUUUCGCCGCUGUGGGCGGGGAACAGCGGCAUCACCAAGCGCAUGGCGGUCGCCUCCUCGACCACGGUGCACGUGUAUCGCAUCUUGCCCGAAAGCUCCAAGCCUGAUGUGCCAGUGUCUUUGGAGAGUACUUUGGAAUUGGAGGACAAGCACCGGGCUACCGCACUGAUCUUUCGGGACGAGGAUCUGGCGCGAGCGUUUGUCCUUGCCUACGGCCCUCAGAGCAGCCCAGGUGCUCCACACUAUGUGCGCAUUUGGUCCUGCGAGCCCACAGGCCUUCCCGACCCGGGGCACUUCAGUCCUCCUAGUAGCGCUCCACGCGCGCUGACCCGGGAGGGCUUUGUGACCUCUCUUGAGGACCAUGUGGCGCCAGUGCUGCACUUGGCGGCCACCAACACCUACUUGGUGUCCUGUGACGCCUCCGGGGAGUGCAGAGUCUGGCAGAAGAACAGGGCAUGCGCCUUGCGCGCCACCGCGCGGCUGCACCAGGGCCCUGUGCUGGAUCUUGCAGUGGACAAGAACUUUGUUUACUCCUUGGGUGAGGAGCUGAGUCUGCGGAUCUGGGUGUUGUCGGAUCUGAAGCAGGUGACCGUUGUGCCCAUGGACUCGCUGGAGGUUUCCUGCCUGGGGGAGGUCCUGGCCCUCCCGGCGCUCCCGGCGAGCUCGCAGGAUGAGCGGGAUGGCAAAGAGACCAAAGAGAAUCCGUUGACGUUUCGCCUCUCGCGGCUUUCGGCGCUGAAGCGCCCGGUGUCGAGAUGGUCCGGGGGGCAGGCCACAGGCCGGGCAACCGCCAGCGUGCCGCGGGGCAUGCUCUUCGUCGCCGGGGUCAUGGCAAAGGGCCAGCAUGUGGCCGGUGAGGAUGCCGGCGUGCUGAUGGAGUGGACGCUUGGACCUACGCCCAUGUGCCAGAACGCCAUCAUCGCACACGAUGUACCCAUACAGACCAUCGCCUACGGCCCCUUCGACAACGGCCCGCUGAUCACCGCCGAUGCCAAGGGCCAGUGCUGUGUCUGGGACUGCUCUCCCAGGCUGUGGUGCUCUCAGAAGAUUGAGGGCACAGGCGGCCUCGCCAAAGUCAGCGUGGCCUCGGAUCCCAGCAGCAGCUCCCUGUACUCGGUAGCCGGCGAUCGCAGGCUGAUGGUUUGGCGACAAAGGGGCACUUUCUCCACGGGCUUCCGGGACGAGUGAGCCGAUCGCUUCGCGGAAA